Messenger RNA from Lachancea sp. 'fantastica', 438 nucleotides. The record is from the annotation of a GenBank genome assembly. Lineage: Eukaryota; Fungi; Ascomycota; Saccharomycetes; Saccharomycetales; Saccharomycetaceae.
AUGUCUUCGAAUGUCGACUACGAUGCACAGGAGCCAUUGACUAGUUCUGUCAAACCAUUAACCAACGCUGUAAUCACAGUGAGAGUGAUCAAAUCUUUUCCUUACAGAAACGUCAAAAAUAUCAUCUUCAAUGAUUACAAUUUGAUGGAGAAAACGGUUCAAGAUCUGCUGGAUGACUCCUUGUCGUACAUAAAGUCGAAUGGGGCGUUUCGAGCGCUGCGCAACGUCGACUACGACACUCUCAAAGUUUAUACGCACGCCCACGGUUCCAAGACGGUGAACCUCAUCAUCAACUUUGACCACGACGAUGACUGGGUGUUGCAAGACAUGAGCAACAAAUUAGUGGACUGCGAUAUUGGGAAUGAGACGGAAAUUUCCUUGUUCAACAAGAGAGCCUAUCAGGAAUAUAAAGCUAAUCCAGAAGAAAAAUGGUUGUAA